AUGUCAGACAACGAUAGCCGCGCCAAAGAAGCGGCCAAACAACUGUUUUGCGGUGGCAUUGCCGGUUCUGUUGCCAAGUCCGUGACGGCCCCCUUCAGUCGGCUCACUAUUCUGUAUCAGGUCCAUUCGAUGGUUACCACAAAACAUGAUAGGCCAGCAUAUGCCAUGAAUUUAAGAGGUGGGUUCCAGAAGAUCGUGGAACGUGGUGGUAUCGCGUCUCUUUGGAAGGGAAACAUGACCUCUGUAUUGCACCGCUUUCCUUAUUCAGCAAUCAAUUUUUACGUCUACGAAAAUACGCUGGAUAUAUUGACUGGAAUCGGUGGGAAACAUGAAGAAGUCGAUGAAACGGUUGCUCAUCUGGCUAGGCGGAUGAGCAUAUCAACUCAAGUGAAGCGUCCAAGUAAAACUUCAACCUCAUCACAGUCUCAAACAAAUCAAACAAAACCAAUUCACAAGUUCAUCGCUGGGGCUGUCGCUGGAACUGCUGCAGUGGUUGGCUGCUAUCCACUUGAUCUGGUAAGAACGCGACUGACAACAGAGUUAGAGGGGCGAGAGCACUAUAAAGGCAUCAGAGAUGCAUUUAGGAAAAUUCUGGCGGAAGAAGGCAUAAUGGGAUUCUACUCUGGAAUUACCCCUACGUUAAUGGUGGCGGUUCCCAACUUUGCCAUAUCUUACAGUGUUUAUGGAACAUUAAAAGAGCACGCUCUGGAUGAUGAUCUCUUUUACAAUCUACGUCGAAUCGAUGCAGACUCUGGAGAACCAAGAUUGGGAUUACUUCUUACGGUAUUAUGUGGUGCGACGAGCGGGUGCAUGUCAACAACCCUUACUUUCCCCAUGGACACUAUCCGAAGACGAAUGCAAAUUCAAAAUCUUCAUAUUGCCGCCGAACAUAGACUGACAUCUCGCCAGCAACUGAUGCGUUUGGUGAAGGAUGAAGGCCUGAUAAGUUUGUACCGAGGAUUGACACCAGAAAUGUUGAAGGUGAUUCCAAUGGUAGGAACAAUGUUCGUAGUCUACGAAUGGUCCAAAGAAAUGCUUGAUGUGAAGCAUAAUCGAAACUUUAUCAUUAUGGCGCGAGGAAACCAAUUUGUUAUGUCGGUCGUCUGGAUCAUUCUUCUUUGCUUCUUCGUUUGGCCUCUAGCUGCCUGUGCAGGUCUUUUGUGGUUGUUCCUACAACCCUUCGAAGCAUGUUUUGAUGUUGUGGGCCAACUUAAUCGCUUCCUGGAGAAGAUCGUCACAUGGCCUCGCGAAUUUGGACAUGCAAUUGCGUCGGGAACCGAGUCAUGUCCACAACCCUAA
Messenger RNA from Cylindrotheca closterium, 1299 nucleotides. NCBI's taxonomy places the organism in Eukaryota, Bacillariophyta, Bacillariophyceae, Bacillariales, Bacillariaceae. The record is from the annotation of a GenBank genome assembly.